AUGGACUUCGAUCCUAACAGCGAGAAAUGGGAAUGCUGUUGCUGUACGCUACCGUCUGGCCUACAAAUCCUUGCCGCUAGCGAAAUGUUGAUCGCGACAAUAAUUGCCGCAAUUGCCACUCAUCAUGUGGCUAGGGACACUGAGAGCCCUACCUACUUCGAGGUGUGCCUCAUCUCGAUGAUGAUUCUCAUGGCAGUAACUUCAACGAUGCUAAUCGUUGGGAUCCACAGACACGAUACCAGACUCAUCUAUCCAACAUUAAUCGCCCGAGUUCUCCUCAUUAUUUUUGUACAGGUGUUUGGAGUCUCAACGGUUGUCGCUCCACAACAUGUAAAUUCAAGAUGGGAUAAAAAAUCGAAAGAAGAAGAAGAAGAUGAGAAAGAACCGAACGUAGCACUACGAUUAGUAAUGCUCGUCUUCGCGAUGUUAGUUAUUACUGUACUCGUGUUCUACUGUAUCUAUUUGGUGGUACGGUGCUUACAAUAUCAGAAAUCCUAUUGUCGAAUGAAGGAACGUAGAGCAUCGUUGAUUCAUGCCAGUAUGAUCGAUCCUGAUGCCGGUUCCCGUAGAGCAUCAUCUCUACCCGGUCUUCCGUAG
Messenger RNA from Necator americanus (New World hookworm), 597 nucleotides. RefSeq lists its product as uncharacterized. The coding region runs from base 1 to 597 and encodes 198 amino acids. Lineage: Eukaryota; Metazoa; Nematoda; Chromadorea; Rhabditida; Ancylostomatidae. The record is from RefSeq and is a predicted model, not a curated record. Gene Ontology annotation, cellular component: lysosomal membrane. The transcript has 5 exons.